CGCCAUCUCGAAGAAAGUAACGUUGCUCUCGCAGUGUCCGAGCUUGCUGCUAGCUCAACGAAAAACAGAACUAAACCCUCACUUUUCGAACCACUUCCUCGCCCCAUCGGUUAGACUGAUUGCUGCCCCUGCUCGAGAUCAACCUGUCCCUUUUCGUGCGACUGCGAGACUGCUGACCGAUCUGGUGGACUCGCCUCGUGCAAAGAAGCUCCCGACCCAUAUUCUGAGUCGUUGGCACGCUCUCUCCACCGUGCCGACAUUAGGUCGAGUGGUGGAUGUCCUCCCCUCGCCUGGGCAGCCUUCAAAAUAAAGAAUACACCGGUGCUCGAUCUAAGGAUUGCUUCGUCCUAUCGACGUCUGCUGGCCGAGCUUGCGGCCCUUAGACAGUUUACCUUUUGCGCGACUGCUGUCAUCCACUGCCUUCAGUAGGCCUUUGUACCACUCGAAAUCCUACCAGCCACUGCCUCGUGCAUUUACCACGACCUGCCUUUACGUGGUGCGCAUUGAAGGUCGCAUUUGAUGGACAGGGGAGCACCAGAAUACGCGCAGUCAGGUUAGCACCUUCACCACAAGAAGAUUCACAAGAACAAGCUCUGAGAAAGUCGUGUCGCUAGAUCAAUCGUCUGUUGCGACAUACACCACGCAAGAUCCACGUUCCGCGACCAUCUCGAGCAACAACACGCCACAGUCGGAUUACGGCUUGACACCGUCGUCUGCGCGCUCAUCGGGGUUUCCGCCAGAGCAUUUGCGAUAUAGCCAGUUCGCUCACACGCCUCCGCAUCCAGGUGCUGUAGGAACAAUGGCACAACCAACAAGUCCGUCAAUGACCCUGCCAGAGGGAGCGCCCAAUGGCAACCCAACCGCAAAUUCCCACCUUGUGAAGUCUAACUCGGACGUGCCUAUAGAUCCUUCGAUAUCCCAAGCCAGCCCGACCUACCCGCCGUACUCGCCAUACCCGCAGGAUGGAAAUAUGCAGCACGCAUACCAGCCUCAACAUCCUCCGUACAUGCAACAGCGACCACCCCAUGAGCAAUGGGGUGGCUAUCCGCCGCAGCAUGGCAUGCCGGCACCCUAUCCGCACCCUGGGCCCGGCGUCCAAGGCCCACCGCAGACUUCUGCUGCGUCUCGUACGGGCCAGGUUUACUCGUUCGUCCCAAUUCCUGGUGCGCAGCAGCACAAGCGACCCCGUCGACGAUAUGAAGAAAUUGAGAGAAUGUACAAGUGUGGCUGGAAUGGCUGCGAAAAGGCAUACGGCACCUUGAAUCAUCUGAAUGCGCAUGUGACAAUGCAGUCGCACGGCACAAAGAGAACGCCAGAGGAAUUCAAAGAGAUCCGAAAGGAGUGGAAGGCCCGCAAGAAGGAGGAAGAAAAUGCUCGCAAAGCCGAGGAGGAAAGACAACGACAGGCCGCUCAAGCUAGCCAAGUGGAUGGUGCACCUGGUGACGCGCACCAAGUUCCGGGGCAAGGCUAUCAGCAAAAUGGGGGCCGACCCUCGCUACCACCCAUCGGCUAUCAAUCCGCCGAUGGACAUGCUCAAGGACAAUAUGGACAACCCCAGGGCGGAAUGGUCUAUCCACAAGGAAACGGCCAGAUGGGCAGCUACGCCAACUAUCCCAAUUCCCCCUAUGCUCAACAGGGUCAGGUCUAUCAACAACGUCAAUAUUAGAGCUUUUGAUCCAGCAGCAAGGUUGAGUGGCUUCUGAAUAGCUUGCAGACUGCAAUUGUGCACAUAAGGGCUGUUCUAUGAUGCCGUGCUUGUAUGCAUUGGUGCGGUGCCACUUCAUUUUCGCGACAGAUACCCUAGGUGGGAGAGGAGGAGAUAAUGAACAACACCGGGCAUCUCAAAAGAACCGAGGCGACGCUGGCAGGAGUUAAUUGCCAGAUGGCUGGCUGGUGGUUUGUGGUUUGUGGUUUGUUGAUGAGAGUUUUUUUUUUUCGUUCUUCGUUUCUUAUGGCUGGGUGCAUCAGAACCGGCCUAGCGCUCCGAGGUUUGAAGCAAGGGGGAUGAAUAUUACGACGGCCGAGCGUAUGCAGUUUUUGAGGUGACAGAAGAGUAUGAGGGUGUGGAUGUUUGUCGAUAUCCACAUCCCAUUCACGAGCCUAUGACCCGAGGGAGUGAAAAGGGAAACCCUCUGUUGGUCGCGGCCGCUGCAACCGCAGCGGCAAUUCAGUUGCCUCAGAGGGGGAGGUGUUUGAGUGCAUCUUGUGUACAUUGAUGUUCUUCAGAAUCGAGCAGAGCACGCCGCUGGCUUCUGCAAAAAGCCAGAACUUUGCCAUGGCCGUGCUUAUCUUAUUAGAACAUACGGGCGUGGUCUUGCCAGAACCGAGUCUGACCAGAUAAGCCAAACAAAAUACCAUUACAGAAUCAUGAUACAG
Molecule: messenger RNA, 2376 nt
Organism: Exophiala oligosperma
Lineage: Eukaryota; Fungi; Ascomycota; Eurotiomycetes; Chaetothyriales; Herpotrichiellaceae
Exons: 3
Coding region: 800-1666 (288 amino acids)
Biological process (GO): regulation of DNA-templated transcription
Source: RefSeq, a predicted model, not a curated record